Messenger RNA from Vitrella brassicaformis, 2817 nucleotides. Lineage: Eukaryota; Vitrellaceae. The record is from the annotation of a GenBank genome assembly.
GUGGAUUAAUGUGAGAGUGGAUUAAUUGUAGUGCCACCUUUUCCUUGGCUUAUUGAGAGCUUCCGGUGAUGAGGCGGACGUUGCAGCAGGCGGCAAAGGCUCUGCCCGUCUUCACCAGGCACCAAACAGCAAUUCAAGCAGCUCCAGCUUCGUCGGCCCGGCCUCCCAUCUGCGUCUAUCCCUCUGCACCGCACAGCAAUCAGCACCAGCCACAUGGACUGGCCCACCUAUUGGUCGUGGCUGCCGGCUCCCUCAUCGCCUAUGAGUUGGUCUCAUCCAGGGGAAGACGGCGGCCUGGCCACGCGGAGAGCGUCGAUGAGCCAGCUGCUGCUGCUCUGAAGGACUCGCCGGCACCGAGGGCCACGGAUGCGCCAUCGCUCUCACUCACAACUUCUGUCAAGGAGGGCGAGAGCGAUAGCCCGCUGGUCGAGGGCGGCAAGUACGAGGUGCCUCGCCAUGUGGAUGACUUCCCUGAGGCGAUGCAGAAGCUGUACAGUGAGUUGAGGGGUGUACUGGGUGACCGAGCCAGUGUGGAUAUGGACGAGCGGGAGCCGUAUAGAAAAGACAAUUGGACCUAUCACAAGGGGGAGGUCCCCUAUAUCGUGGUCUAUCCAGGUGAGAAAGAAGCGCCGGAUGGCUGGGCGUGAGUGGGACUGGCAUCACACUCUUCGUGUGUGGUUGUGUCAGAGAGCACCGAGGAGGUGAGUGCGAUUCUAUCCCGCUGCAACCGCCUGAGGAUCCCUGUGGUGGCCUACGGCUGCGGCACAUCCAUAGAAGGCCACACCGUGCCCGUCAUCCGUAAGCAGCCUCACACAAACGGUCGCACAUGUGACCAUUCUCACCCCGUUCUUGUCUUGUUCGUUCGUCAGCUGGUGUGGUCAUCAACAUGAUGAACAUGAGCGAGAUUGUGGCCGUGCACGAGGACGACUGUGACGUCGUCGUGCAGGCGGGUGUACAGUGGAUGGAACUCAACGAGCUACUCGCAGACACCGGCCUCUUCUUCCCGAUCGACCCUGGUCCAGGAGCUAGCAUCGGUAAGGUCGGUCACCGACACACACAAUUGCCUGCCCAAGACGCCCCGCGAUCCCUCCCUUGGCUUCCUGUCUUGGUGGUUCCAUCGAUGUGAUGCGCGUGCCAUCCCAUCCAUGUGUGCAGGUGGGAUGAUCGGCACCCGAUGCAGCGGCACCAACGCAGUUCGCUACGGGACGAUGAAGGAUUGGGUGCUGCAGCUUACGGUGGUGUUGGCGGAUGGGAGGGUCGUCAAGACGGGUACAAGGGCGAGGAAGGACAGUGCUGGGUACGACCUCACGAGGCUGUUUGUCGGCAGUGAGGGGACACUCGGUGAGCAGUCGAGAGCACAAAAGCAUCCAAUCAUAGUUUUGCGCAUCCCUGCCUGAUCGACACGAGUGUACGUGUCUGUAUGUGUGUACGCAGGCAUCGUGACCGAGGCGACGCUGAAGCUCGCCGCUCGUCCAGCAGACGAGUGCGUGGCGGUGUGUGGCUUCCCAACUGUCAAGGAUGCGUGCAAGUGUGUCAGCAGUCUCAUCAAGGCAGGGAUACCGGUGAGCAUACCCACCCCAUCCACCUCCACCUCCACCUCCACCUCGCACACCGAGCUGAUGUGCUCGUGUGUCUCCUAUUCAGGUGGCUUGUGUGGAGCUGCUGUCCGCGGACACCGCCAAGCUGCUCAACGAUGACCAGGACUGCGGGCUGGAGGUCAAGCCGACCAUCUUCUUCAAGUUCACCGGCACGUCCAACCAGGUACAAGAGUGCAUCGAAACCACACAGAAGGUCAGCAGAAGAGGCAGAUAACCAGACCGCAAUCCCACGCGUCUCCCUUGUAUGCGUGAGUGGAUGCAGAUGGCGAGUCGGUUCGGCGGGAGUCGGCUUGUGUUUCGCAUGAAGGAGAAUGGCGAGAGCGAGAAGCUGUGGGCGGCGAGGAAGGGCGUGUACUGGAGUUUGGGCAGCCAGAGGCCGGGGAAGGAGCUCUGGGGCACUGACGUGUGUGUCCCACUUGGCCGGCUUCCCGACGUGGUCGAAGAGACGCAGAAGGACUUUGCCGAGCUUGGCGUCGAGGCACCCUUGAUCGGUGAGAGAAAGGCUGGUGACCCUGAUCAUUUAGAUCGUAUCGGUAUGUGGUGACUUUAAAUGUGCCUGCCUCAUGCAGCUCAUGCUGGCGAUGGCAACUUCCACCUGCUGAUCCCCCUGGACUUCUCCGACCCUGAGCAAAUGAAGGUGAGGGCAGCACACAGCGACCAGCUCAGCCUCACGGGCAUCACAUCCACUUGUGUGUUGUUGUUGUGCCCCACCAUCCGUCGGUUGAUCAGCGUGCCCAGGAGGCCAACUCCCGAAUGAUCGCCAGGGCCAUUGCUGCCGGCGGCACAUGCACUGGCACGUCGCGACACGGACCACUGGACAUCGAAAAAAUCCGAUAUGGGUGCCUCGGGCUUGUUGUAUUUGUUGCAGGUGAGCAUGGCGUCGGCAUGGGCAAGAAGCAGUAUUUGCUGCAGCAUUAUCCGCAGGAGACGCUGGAGGUGAUGCGAAGCAUCAAGAAGACACUCGACCCCAACAACAUCCUCAACCCCGGCAAGAUAUUCCUCGACUGACAUCAGAGAGAGAGAGGCAUGCCAUGCAUGGACCUAUACGCUGUGUUUUCCGAAUGGGAGUAGCCAGGCCGUGAGUACAAGCGGCAAGCAGGCAGGGUCGUUUUUGCCGGCUGUUGUGUGUAGUUAGUUCCUCUGGUUGAGCUGACAUUUUGAUGCUUGUCUUGUGCGUGGACUCUGGUGCGUGAAUCGCCACAGAAGCAAUGGAAACAAC